ACAACUCGAGUUCUUCUACCAAGUAUGCUAAUAAUGAUAUCAUAAUUAACUUCAUAACGAUCUUGUGGCAUGUCGAGAACUUGCGCACAUGAUAGUUCAAUUAUUUCGAUUGCAUGACGAGGCCUCGCGAGAAGGAUGUUUCUCUAUGAAAAGUUGAAGUGGGAUAAAUCCAAGCCAAUCGACCUUAACUAGAUAUACUACAAGUAAAAGGAAGUAGCAUCACUAGGAAAAACUACCAUAUACAAUAACCUUUUAUCUUUCAUUUAAUCUAAAUUCAAUUCCUGCUAUUUACUUUCUUCAUUCUAGCAAGUAAACAAAUAGCAUGAGGGGCACCUCAGCCCCACUUGGAAAAACUCGAAUCACUAGAUCUACAGUAUAGACAUUGUCGCAAGCCAAUGGAAUACGAUCCUAGAUAUUCGUUUAGGUUAAAUAAAUUACGUUUUGCGACAUACUAUAGCCAUAAAGUUUUGACUCCAUAGUCGGGGGCUCCAGGUUUCGAUUAAAAAGAUCUACCACUCGUGAUUCAUUCUAUCUUCCAUCCUUAGCCUUACUAUAUUCUAAACCUUACCUGCCUUCACUAAGUGCAUGGUUGGCCUAAACGAUUCUACUUUAUGAGCCCAUUUCUUUCAAAAGAAGGGCUCAAAGUUCAGAAGAUCACAAAACAACUAGCUACGCACUACAAAGGAGAUCCUAGUGAUUUUAGCUCACCCUUGUUCAAACUAAAACCUUAUCUCAAAUCCUUCCAUCCAAUGUCCAACUAGAAGGGUUAAAUAGAAACAGUCUCGAUACUUUUCCUACUUUGGGAAUCUACAAUCUAAUCAUGGGUGAUGAAAAUUUUGAUAAUGGUUCGGAAAAUAGGGAGAACCUACACACAUUAUCCGGAUACAUGCCACCUAAGGCCUCGUAUGUGUUCAACAUCGUUUCACCUCCUGCCACAAUCGAGCUAUGUACUUUUGUGAUCCAAAUGAUACAACAAGUCGGGCAUUUUCCCGAAAGAGAUAAUGAUAAUCCCGUUAAGCAUGUUAAGACCUUCUUUGAGAUUUGUGACUCCAGGUUCAUGUUGACAGUAACCAGCAAACCGUAGAGACCAUGAUCAAUUUCAUGUUGUUGACUGCCCUUCUGCGAACAACUGCAUUCUUGGACGCCCUUUUCUCCAUCAAGUUCGGGCUAUACACUCAACUCUGCACUUAAAAUUAAAGUUCCCAACUAUUGUCGGAGUUGAGUGUGUGAAGUGAGAUCAAGCUCUUGCAUGACAAUGUUGUGAGUUCUCCCUUAAAGAUGGCUUUGUAACCACGAUGGAAGCCAGAGAUGAGGUCCCUAGACCCGUUCUUGUCGACUCCGAUGAAGAACAUACAUUAUAAGAAGAGCGAAUCGUUCGUGUAUCCACGGCCUGGCCUAAAGAUUAUCUCCCACAAAUUCUCUGUUUAAUGAUCGAAUAGAAUGAGCUCUUUGCUCAAGGACCCGAGGAUAUAUGCAUGGUCUCAAUUCAAGAUUUGUCGAGCAUGCACUAGGGAUCGUCCCAGGUAGCAAGCUUUUCCAGCAAAAAGAAGGAACUUUGUCUGGGAACGUCGCCAAACCAUAGUAGAGGAAAUAAUCAAGCAGGGACAAGCCGACUUCAUCAACGAGGUUCUCUACCCGACAUGGUUAGCUAACGUGGUCAUGGUGGAAGAAGGCCAACGACCAAUGAUCCAUUUUUUCCCCCCACCGAAUCAGAAUCAAAACGAAUCAACCGAUGGAUUGACCCCUCAACCUUAGCGACAAUUAAUCACAUAUAGCAGUUUUGAUAAAUACCAUCUAUCAGUUUUGGUCCUUGGUCGAGUGAGUUGGCCAAGUUGGGUGUGGUCAUAUUGGACAGCACCUAAUAGCCUCCUCCUCUCUUCUCUUCUCUUCUGGCACUCUGCCACCUUCUUCUGCUGCUCCAUUCCUCGUGGGUUACCCCACUCCACAACGCAGCUUUUCUCUUUCUUUUUCUUCUCUCUCUCUAUUUUAUCCUCCGCCCUCCUCCUCUCUUCCUCAUCAUUCUUUCCUGUCAAUGUUUCUUUAUUUUUCCUCCUAAUAUAUAUAUAUAUAUAUAAUAAUAACAAGAAGCCAACUAAUACAUUUCACAUUCCAUUUUUAAACAAUUAUAUUCCCAAUUAAAAUUACGCCAACUUUUCCAUAGCAUUUGCUGUAGUUUCCCAUUUCUUUAAUAUUAAUAAUGGUCUUCUCCUCGUCUUCCUCCUCCCUCCUCCUGCUGCUUUUCAUUGCUGUCUUCUUCUUUUCUUUUUUAUUUGUUUGGAGCACUUCUCUCCUCUUCUUCUCUCUCUCUCUCUCUCUCUGGCAGUCUUUGCUGUCUCGUAUAUUUCCAGUCCUCUGUUCCUUUUAUCUUCCCCUACAGGCUUUCAACCAUUAAUGAUUUUUCUUUUUUAAUUCGUUGAGGAAUCUGAGGAGUUGUCGUCGUGGGUUGUAAAAAACCAACAACAACAAAAAAGAAAGUGGCAGUUAUCUAAUCAAAAAACCCUUUUUCUACAAAACCAGCCAGCCAGCCAGCAUUCCAUUCCCUUCCUGCAACAGCAUCAACCACCAAGAAGAAAGACACAGAGAGCGCUUCUGGGUUGGUUUGACUGUUUGAUGCGAAUACCCCUCGCCAUAGUCAAAACCCUCAAACGGCUCCUUCAGUUUCUUGUUCCUUUUUGGGUUUCUUUGGAUUCCUCUCUGUUCUCUAUAUUUGGUGUCUGAGAAAAAGGGUUGUCACAUUUUCAUUCCCUGUGGGGGCUGGUUGCUUUUCUUUCCCUCCUCCUCCCUCUUUUUUUAAUUGAAGAUAGAUUGGAGGGGGAAGAAGAAGAAGAAUUUGGUUGAUAGAUAGCAGUGGUGAUCAUGUCGCAGCAAAGGCAAUUCCAUCACCAGAUGAGUGGGCAUUACUACAGCAAUGCGAAUGACACCACUCUGACGAAGCUGUUCGUUGGAGGUUUGGCUUGGGAGACGCAGAGGGAGACCAUGAGGCGUUACUUUGAGCAGUUUGGGGAGAUCAUUGAAGCCGUCGUGAUCACGGACAAAAACACUGGCAGAUCCAAGGGCUAUGGCUUUGUAACGUUCAAGGAUCCAGAGUCGGCGAUGAGAGCUUGUCAAAACCCUUCCCCUGUAAUCGAUGGAAGGAGGGCAAACUGCAAUCUUGCCUCACUUGGCGCCACAAAAACCCGCCCUUCAAUCCCUUCUCAACAUGGAGGAGGAGGAGGUGGGCGGUUUAGAGGAGCAGAAGCUGGAUUGGUGGCUGCUGCACCACCAACUGCUGCUGCUGCUGCAUUUCAGCCUUCUUCAGCUGCUGCUUCAUACAUCCCUCAACCCUCCGGUCAAUACACAUUUCCUUAUUCAGCUUACGGGUACGCUGCCGCAACCACCGGAUACCCACAAGAAACGGCGGCGGCUCUGUAUCAUCAUCCCAUGAGCUAUUAUGGGGUUUAUGGAGGGCAUCAUCAGCAACAUGUGUCGCCUUAUUACGCGGCGGCGGCAGCUGGGGGUUCUGCGGGUGGAGCAGCUGGCGGGAUGGCAUUCCACAACUUCUACCCAUUCUACCCUGCUCAGUAUGCACAACAUAGCAGCGGCGGCGGCAGCAGUGGUCAAGUUCAUGGAUUUGGAGGAGGAGCUGGUGUCCAGUACACUCCACCAGCUCAAGUUGUACAGUAUACACCGUAUUUUCCUCAUCAGCAGCAGCACUAUCCCUCUUCAGGGAUUUUGUCAUUGCCUGUAGCUACUACUACUGCUGCUUCCCCUAUUGCCACCACAGCUGCAGUUGCAACAACAGUUCCUUCAGCGACAACUGUGGCACAAGCAGCAUCAACAACAGCAUCAGCAACUUCCACCGUGACCACAGUGGCAGCUGCUGCCAGGCCAACGACGACGACAGCAGCAGCAGCAGCUUCUGCUGAUCAAAAUUCAUCACCAACCAAAUGAGUUACUUUACAAGAAUGCUAAACAACAUCAGGUACAAUGGUGAAGCAAAUCUGAGGGAGGGACGAGACUUGACGAAUAAGGAAAUGGAUCCUUUAUUUUUUUUUCCAUGCCAAUGAUUCAGCAAAAACACAGGAGAAGCUGAUAAGGAGUCUAGGUGUAUAACAACAGAAGUAGGGGGGUGAGGAAGGGAAUCCAAGGAAGGCACCUGUAUGAAUCAGCAGCUGCAGCAGCAGGACCAAAAGCACAUAUAUCUUGUUCUUCUUCAUCAUUCCACGGAGGAUAUGGAGAAAUGCAAGGAGCACAAAGCUCACCAGCGUCUCCACUGGCCCCCCAUGCCUCCUUCCAAUUGAACUCUGCUGCAAUUGGAAGGACCUCCACCAACACCAAAGAUUCGUAUUUCAUCAUCAUUAUCACCGGUCAUUAAUCAUUUGUAGGAGGGGGUUUACUCUAGGGUAGCUGUUUAGGAUUAGCAUAAGGUGAAAAUCACAUUCAAUUUCUUCUUUCUUUUUUCUAGCAUAAAGGUGGAAACCAAGAUUGGGCAUUGGAUUCCACCUGAUGGGACAAACUAAUAUUUAUCAGCAGCAAGAUUGGAGGGGAAAAGCUGCUUGAUUGAUUUGGUUACUUGUAUGCCUUUGGGAUGCAGAAAGCGGCCAAUGGCAUAUAAGUGUUCAUAUUUUCAUUUGUCUUUCUGUUAAAAAAAAACAUAACUUCUCCUGGGUUUCAAGAUUUGUUUUGUAUCUUUGUAACCCAUUUGCAUCAGAGGUCAACUAAGUAAGAAGGGACUGGGCUUACGGUAAGCUCAUCAUCCAUUUUAACUUUGUUUUUUUUUUUUUCAUAAUUCGAAUUGGAUACCCUUUCUUUGCAAUGCAUUGUAUUAUUACUGAUCAGAUUAGUUGGAAGAGAUUCAACCAGAAGGUGAAAAAAGCAGUAAAGGGUACCCUUUUUUCUUGUUUAAGCAGACAAUCAAUCAUCCCCUUCCUUCCGGAUCAUUAGCCUUUUUCAUCUUUCGCUUUCAGUAGUAGGGCUGGCCAUGAAUCAUUCAAAAACCCUUUUUCUACUUUUACCCAUUCCAUACUAUAAUAGAUCCUACUGAGAUGGAAUCCGAGGGGAUCCCACAGAUUGGAGUCAAAGAGACUAACUUUACAAAAAAAAAAAAAAAAGGGUUUCUAUUGUUUACCCCUUCUGUUGCUUUUUUUUAACCUCUCAGAGCAUGCGGAUAGCUUGCUGCUGGUACACAUCACAUGCUUCUGUCAAAAAGCGUGUGAAGAGAGUUUCAAUGGCGAACGAGGAGGAUGAUGAUGAUGAUGGCCAUAUGGGAUGGAGGAAGAAAGGAAGGAAGUGAGGGAAGUGAAAUCCAACAGUGUAGCAUGAUUGGUCUCCUCCCAUGGCUGGCAAUGGCAUCUUCUCUCGAAAUAUUCAUGUUUCGAAAAAGCGGCAGAUGGCUUUCUCCUUUUAUCCAUUUCACAUCCCAUUUCUCACACUUGUCUACUGCUACUACUAGCUACUGCUACUACCAUUUGUCACCUCGAACCUCAUCCGGAUCCAAUCAUGGUCCUCAAAACAAACAAGAAUCCAGGGAUUGGGGUUUGCAACUUCGUUUUCAGUAGAGAGACAAUACAAAAUACAAUACGAC
Molecule: messenger RNA, 5563 nt
Organism: Linum trigynum
Lineage: Eukaryota; Viridiplantae; Streptophyta; Magnoliopsida; Malpighiales; Linaceae
Source: the annotation of a GenBank genome assembly